Molecule: messenger RNA, 2436 nt
Organism: Lingula anatina
Lineage: Eukaryota; Metazoa; Brachiopoda; Lingulata; Lingulida; Lingulidae
Product: DNA primase large subunit
Biological process (GO): DNA replication, synthesis of primer; DNA replication initiation
Cellular component (GO): alpha DNA polymerase:primase complex
Source: RefSeq, a predicted model, not a curated record
CGUGACCACAUCUUACCUUCAACUUGACCUAAAUAUUAACGCGCGAAAGUUUACAAACUGAAAGAUGGAAGUUACAAGGCAAAGGAGACUGAAGGCACCCAAGCUUAGUGGUGAUCGAGAUAAGAGUCGUUUCACACACAAUCUGCUGUUUUACACGCUGCCUCCGAAAGAUGUGAUUUCUUUGCAGGAAUUUGAGGACUAUGCCGUGGAAAGACUAAAACUGCUGAAAGCUGUAGAAAAUGCAGGAGCGAAGCACCUCAAAGGAUCAGAUGAAUACAACAAUUCAGUGAGGGAUGAACUUAAAAAGUUCAUCAAUCACAGUAGCAAACCAAAGAAUGGAAGCAUCUAUGACAUGAGUGAUAAGGAGUAUGAUGAUAUAAGAAAGGACCUCAUCUCCCACUUUGUGCUCAGGCUGGCUUACUGCAAGUCAGAUGAAUUGCGCAGGUGGUAUAUUCAGCAAGAGACGGACCUGUUUAGAUACAGGUUCUCAGUGGAAAGUAAAGAGAGCAUUCAGAUGUUUUUAAAGGAAAACAAGCUGAAUUAUUCUCCAAUUCCAUUUGAGGAAAAGCAGGGCAUACUUAAAAAGCUUGCAGAUUCACACAAAGAUAUGACCAUCUCUUUAGCAGAGGCCACAGACUUUUAUAGGGUGCCGUUCACAGAAGCCCUAGACCUGGUCAAAGCAAGGAAGGUCUAUGUCCACAGGGGAUAUGUGUAUGUCCCCUACAAUGAGCUAGUUUCUAUAAUUCUCGGUGUUUUCAGAACACAUUUGUCCCAUGCUUUAGCAGUAAUAUGUAGGGCACUACCUCACAUGGAGGAACAAGACAGGUUGCUGCCUAUGUUGAGUGGCCUCAGUAAGAGAUACCUGGGACAAGACUACUCCAACAGGAAACCUACAGGAGGACAGGUUACAGCAGCCAUGAUUGAUAUGCUCUCCAAGAAGUCCUUCCCUCUGUGUAUGUUACAACUUCAUGAUGGUCUGCGUCGAGAUCACCAUUUACGCCAUUGGGGGCGUAUGCAGUAUGGCCUGUUCCUAAAGGCUAUAGGUCUCUCACUGGAGGAGGCCCUCAAGUUCUGGAAGGAUGAGUUUACUAAGGGACCCAUUGAUCCUGAUAAGUUUGAUAAACAAUAUGCUUACAACAUUCGCCACAACUAUGGUAAAGAGGGCAAGCGGGCAGACUACACUCCAUAUAACUGUCUGAAGAUUAUCACCUCUAAUGCCCCAGGUCCUGGGGAUGGACAUGGUUGCCCCUUCCGUCACAGUGAUACAGAUAUGCUACGGCAAAAACUUUCCAAUUUGAAAAUUGGCAAAGAGAAUUCAGAAGCAGUGAUUAGCAAGGUGAAAGAAGGACAUUACCAGAUUGCUUGUAAAAUGGUUUUUAACCUCACACACGGAAUACAAGAAGAGGAGGCAAGUUUUGCACUCCAGCACCCCAACCAGUACUUUGAGGAAAGUCAAAGGUUAAUUAAUGGAGGAAAGGAGGAUGGAAAGUCAUCUCAGGGUAGCUUUACCCCUGUGACUCCUCACAGCACCCCCAGGACUUCUCAGAAUUCUCAGAAAUCCAGUCAACCAAUACCCAUGAAGAUGGAAGAUGUGAAUGACGAGGACAUUUUGCAAGCACUGGAGAAUGCACAAAACUGAAUUUUCAGUCUUAUAAAAACAACGCCAGCGACAUUGGUUUUUCAGCAAGCGCACCAUCUUGAAUAAUAACAGAAGUACUAGACUGACAUCAUACUUAAAUUAACUCUUUCAUAUUAAAUCUUUGUUACACUUGAAUGGUUGCAUAGUGUGAAAUUGAUAAAACAUCGAUUUUAGGAAAGUUUUAUUGCUUGUAUUUGUUACCAAAUUGUAUCUAUGCUUGAUUGCAAGAAGAACAUGAUUUUAAAAGGAGCCACGUUGUAAACUGGCAAUUACACUACAGAUUUGUAGGUUUGUUUUUUGUUGUACAUUUGAUAUAUUUCAGUGUCUAGGACAGACCAAUAAUUAAUAUUUAUUGAGAAUAACAAGGAUCAUCUUUAAUAGAAGUAUUCUUAUAAUGAUGAUUACAUACAAAAUCAAGAAAUAAAUAUUCAUGCUCAAUGGAGACUAUAGAUUGCUUUCUUCAUAGCAUUAUGUAACCCCGAUUCAGCUGCUCUAUGAUACGAAUUGUGGCCAUAUAAUCAGAAUGAUAGCAGACCUGGCACACAACGUGCCUCCUUCCCUUUACUUGAAGUGGGUCACUGUUGCAUAUACUUUCCAUUAAUUCACGUGCCAUCACACACUCUUUCUGUUUACUGGUUGGAAGUGAUAUGCAGGCCUUGCAGCUUUUCCUUUAUCUUUAAGUUUUUGUUUGGCAUUACCUUCAAAAUGACACUGCGGUAUUGGACAAAAACCAUAGCAAGCCAUAUGUCAAUGUAUGCAACUGUGGUGUGAGAUUCAAAUACCCAGUAUAAGCACAU